Molecule: messenger RNA, 238 nt
Organism: Paramecium sonneborni
Lineage: Eukaryota; Ciliophora; Oligohymenophorea; Peniculida; Parameciidae
Source: the annotation of a GenBank genome assembly
AUGAACUCUAAAGCUUUAAGUAAUUUGCAAGGUUAUUAAGAAACAGAGCGUAAAUGCCGAGAAAAAUUUCCUUUAAUUGAUGUAAUUAUUUUUCAACUAUAAGUAAUGUCAAAGCAUUUGGAAUAACCAAAUUGAUGUUAAAGAAUGCUAAAAUUAAUUAUCAAUGUUUAGGGAAUGUUUUAGUAAAUAUAAGCCAGCUGCUUACUAACACAAAGGAAGAGAACCAGAUAAAGAUUGA